Messenger RNA from Echinostoma caproni, 1290 nucleotides. The record is from the annotation of a GenBank genome assembly. NCBI's taxonomy places the organism in Eukaryota, Metazoa, Platyhelminthes, Trematoda, Plagiorchiida, Echinostomatidae.
AUGUUAUCGAACUCGGCCGGUUCUGGCGAGUCAACUGACUUCUGUGCCCCCGGUCCACUCAACACACAAAUGGACGCACAAACUGGACUGUGUGCACGUUAUGGUUACUUACUCACACGUUUGUGCACAGUGCCGAAAGACACCAGUCUGUUCGGCGCGUUUCUGGAUAUGUUUCGUCGCGCGGGGGACUGUCCAAUUCGAACACGCCUCCUCCGACUUCGCUGCCCGCUCACGGUUGUAGAAGGCGGUUCCGGGCUGGGCGAAUGGACCGGAGCCUAUUCGUCCACAUCAGUUGAAUGGGAAGAACUCGGUCUGGACGUGCGUCGACGACUUCGUUUGGCGUUCGAUUCCGAAGCGGAGUUUUGGAUCCCCUUGCCAGACUUGUUGUGUCACAUGGCCGGGGCGGUCAUCUGUCGCAUGCCCGAGACUGGUCUGAUCAGUUUGAAAGGUCGAACAUGGCAGUUAAACGAACACCACGGCGCGUGGCAUGGACAUCAGACUGGGGGCAGUAUUCGCUAUCGGGACACAUUUCUAGACAAUCCACAGUACACGUUCGAUACCACAAACGACGGAGAGGAAGUCUUGCUUGCCCUUAUCCGAAAGUACGACCGGGAUCCGAUUACUCUGGUUAUUGAGCCGAAUAAAAAUCCCCUCGCCGUCGGUUUGGGACUAUUUCAGGUAGAAAAAAAUCGCACCACACGUGUGCAUCAACUGGCAUUCACCCGCAUCGUCUAUGUGGAGGCACCCAAACCCUAUCGGGUUUCGAUUAUUCGAUGCGUGCUGCCGAUCGGUCGCUACGUUGUCAUCCCAUUCCUCGAGGAGCCAUUGUCCACCGCGGCCUAUCUUCUUCGGCUCUAUUUGCCCAAACGAACUUUGAGCCGCGAAUUGAUGCUGGAUGUGCCUCCGAGCACCGGACUGGACUUCUUUCAUGGUGCGUUCAAACAAGCCGUUCGACUGCACAUCUUCAGCGCGGACAAUUUGCUCUGGCCGGAUGGUAAGAAUCCCCCCUCGCCUUAUUGCAUUGUGAACAGUGAGGACAAUCCGGUUCGGACUGUGACUCGAACGGGAACAAACAAUCCGAUUUGGGAUGAGGUGUUUCUGUUCUAUCGUCGACGUCCAGGAAAGGUCCCAAUCACCAUUGUGAUUAUGGAUAAACGAACUAUGGGAUUCGAUUUUUUCCUCGGUCGACACAGUUUCAAAGAGACCGAGAUCAAUCAGCCAGGACAACAACAAAUGGCACUGUACGGUCGUGAUACCNUGAUACCAAGGAUGAACGAUUUGUUCGCGUGA